UGUUCGCUUAGCAACCACCAUGGCAGGACCGUUCUUGUCACCCCUGCCGGGGGAUUUGCUCUCCGAGUACAUGUUCGGCCGCAGAAGACAGCAAAGACGCAACAGGACGACUUUCACCCCUCAGCAGCUGCAGGAGCUGGAGGCGCUUUUCCAAAAGACGCACUACCCCGACGUGUUCCUGCGCGAGGAGGUCGCCCUCAGGAUCAACCUGUCCGAGGCGAGAGUGCAGGUGUGGUUCCAGAACCGGCGGGCCAAGUGGCGGAAACAGGCGCGUCUGCAACUCCUGCAGGACGCCUGGCGCAUGAGGUGCCUCGGCUUGGGCGCACCACCCCUUCUGCUCGGACAACCACCUCAGGCAGAAAACGAGCCGACAAACCUCAGCAACAAAAUCAUCGAUAGCUACCGCGUUCCCCAGAACUUUUGCUUUUUUCGCAGGCCAAUUUGUGGCUACCCAAGUCAGCCGUCAGCCGCGAGACUUUCUCCGACCCAGACCACGUCUAGUGACGAGGAGGACUCAGUGGCCGAGAGACUCAAAGUCAGUCCAGCACCGCAGCCGACCACGGUGGUCACAACUUAACGCAGCCGGCUCAUCGUUAACCGUGAUCUUAAAACAAUGACUUAUGAUGUUCUUUAACACUGCUGUUUAAACUUGCUUAUACUUAUAAAUAGCUGUUCCGUAUAGAGAGGUGAACAGAAAAUAGUUGAUUUUAGUAAUAGUACUGAAUUGAGUUGUUAAAUCAUCUAACAAUGUCAUAUAUGCAAUAAAAUGCAAAAG
Messenger RNA from Neocloeon triangulifer, 775 nucleotides. Its product is annotated as homeobox protein aristaless-like 4. NCBI's taxonomy places the organism in Eukaryota, Metazoa, Arthropoda, Insecta, Ephemeroptera, Baetidae. Gene Ontology annotation, molecular function: DNA-binding transcription factor activity, RNA polymerase II-specific; RNA polymerase II transcription regulatory region sequence-specific DNA binding. The transcript has 3 exons. Gene Ontology annotation, biological process: regulation of transcription by RNA polymerase II. The record is from RefSeq and is a predicted model, not a curated record. The coding region runs from base 20 to 577 and encodes 185 amino acids.